Messenger RNA from Lachnellula hyalina, 2856 nucleotides. RefSeq names its product Low-affinity potassium transport protein (gene TRK2). The transcript has 3 exons. Bases 1 to 2856 code for a protein of 951 amino acids. Lineage: Eukaryota; Fungi; Ascomycota; Leotiomycetes; Helotiales; Lachnaceae. Gene Ontology annotation, molecular function: high-affinity potassium ion transmembrane transporter activity. Gene Ontology annotation, biological process: potassium ion import across plasma membrane; intracellular potassium ion homeostasis. Gene Ontology annotation, cellular component: plasma membrane. The record is from RefSeq and is a predicted model, not a curated record.
AUGUACUCGAUGCUCCUCGAGGUGUGGAAUCACGUCCAGUCUUUGAAGCCCGCUUUCAUUUCAAAGAGUCCGCAUUUCAAUUUCAUCACUGUCCACUACUUCUGGAUCAUAGGCAUGGUAAUAUUUGGCUCCAUUUGCCUUUACCCCGUUAAAAAUAUCAAAUACAUCGAUGCCCUUUUCAUUGCAAGCGGCUCAGCGACACAGAGUGGCUUGAACACGGUCGAUAUCAAUACCCUCAAUACCUUUCAACAAAUAGUUAUCUACUUAAUCCCCAUGUUGACGAAUCCAAUCACUAUCAAUUCCUCUGUUGUCUUCCUACGCUUAUAUUGGUUCGAGAAACGUUUCCAGCAUAUUGCACGAGAGGCCAAAAAAAGCAGGAGAAGUGUUGCCAAGACCUUUUCGAAAGCCAGGACGGAUGAGCGCGACCUUGACGCGGAGGAGAUGGGUGUAAACGGGCGGGAUAUCGUUGUUAUGCACAAAAGUACAGUACCUAACGGCAUGACAAAGGGCGACGCUCGCCCUGAGGACUUGGAAGAGUAUAUGGCAAAAGAAAGGAUGCAAGAUACUACCCGCUCUUCUGGUGACACUGCAGAUACCAGCCAAGGCCACAGCUCUAGAUCCGACGCACCCCCUCAAACAGCAGAGUCGAUUCCAAAAGCACCAACACAGAUCAAGUUCGCGGAUCAGGUAAAACGGAGCAAUGGCGAGGCAGAUGAGCCUUUGCGUAUGCCAGUUCUCCGAAGCCACGAAGAGCAUAUUGCAAUUCUGGAACGUCAACGAAAGCAGGAUGAUGGGGCUGUUCUUCGUAUCCCUGGCCCACGCGAUGCUGAUGCUGGUAUUGAUCCAGAAGCUCUGGAUGACUCUGAUCCCCUAAAACAAGUUAUGACUCGAAGAUCGCUAACCUUUGGAUCGCAUCGAGAAAGUAUGGACGCCCAAAAUCUUGACAGCGGUGAUCACACAGACGAGGAGAAUCCCACAAGACCACGCAAUAUCACCAUUGCUGAGCCUAUCAGGUCGCCAACCACUGAGCAUAUGGCAGAGGACGCCGUUGCCGCAAAACAUACCUUGGGUGCUCUACGGUUUCGCAAGCCGAGAAUGUUCAAGCCUCCGUCCGAGAGAAAGAUACACGAAAAUAGCCAUGACCAUCCUUUGCAUCCUACUAGGUCUAGAGCAGCAACCUUUCAGACGAUCAGGAGCGCCCUAACUGGAGAAAAAGACGAGGGAAUGCCCUAUCUAAGUUGGGAGCCUACUGUUGGACGAAAUUCUGCUUUUGUGGAUCUCAGCGAAUCGCAAAGAGAAGAAUUGGGAGGAAUCGAAUAUAGAUCAUUGAAAUCCCUCGCGUUAAUAUUAACGGUAUAUUUCUGGGGCUUCACUAUCUUCGGUGUCAUCUGUCUGCUCCCAUGGAUCAUGCAUAAUGCCAAAUAUACAGCAAUUGUGGAUGCUGACGGCCAGGGGAAGGUUUGGUGGGGCAUAUUCACUGCAAAUUCAGCCUUCACUGAUCUGGGAUAUACUCUUACGCCCGAUAGUAUGCUCUCAUUCGCAGAAGCGAUUUGGCCUUUAUUAUUGAUGAGCUUUUUGAUCAUCAUCGGAAACACCGGCUUCCCAAUCAUGCUUCGAAUCAUAAUCUGGGUUACCUCAAAAUAUGUACCAAAAGACAGUGGUAUUUGGGAAGAGCUCAAGUUCCUUCUCGACCAUCCGCGCCGUUGCUUCACACUACUUUUCCCCUCUCAGGCAACUUGGUGGCUCUUUUGGAUACUGGUGGUCUUGAAUGCGGUUGACUUGUUAUUUUUCGUCGUUCUUGAUCUCGGAAACACUGUGGUCACGGAUCUCCCUGUCAAUAUUCGAGUUUUGGAUGGUUGGUUCCAAGCUGUCUCGACGCGAACUGCUGGCUUUGCAGUUGUAAAUCUUGCCAUCCUCCAUCCUGCUAUUCAAGUAUCUUAUCUCGUCAUGAUGUACAUUUCCGUCCUUCCAAUCGCCAUUUCCGUUCGACGAACCAAUGUGUACGAAGAGAGAUCCCUAGGUAUAUAUGGUAAGCAAACCGAGGAGAAUGAGGACGAAGGCGAGCCCUCAUACGUUGGAGCCCAUCUUCGGAGGCAAUUAUCCUUCGAUCUGUGGUACAUAUUCUUGGGCCUUUUCAUCAUCUCCAUCUCCGAAGGUAGCCGCAUCCAAAGCGGCGAUCCAGACUUCACCCUCUUUACCAUACUCUUUGAAAUUGUCAGCGCCUACGGCACCGUCGGCCUCUCCCUCGGCUACACCGGUAUCAACGCAUCCUUCUCUGCCGAAUUCGGAGUCAUCGGCAAACUUGUCAUAAUCGCCAUGCAGAUCCGUGGCCGCCACCGCGGUCUCCCCUACGAACUCGACAAAGCUAUUCUCCUGCCUAGUGAGCACUUGGAAGAAAAGGAAGCCGCCGAUGCCACCGUGCGAGUUCGCACUAGACGUAACUCCAAUAACAUCAGGCCCGUCAGCAGCAACGCUGGGAAAACGGAGCGCAGUCUUAGUAGACAGAGAACCUCGAGCCAAAAUUUCCUCAGCACACUGCUUCAUCCUGGCCCAACGAUCCCCAAUAGUCAUCGUAAUGGCCAGGCCCAGCACACUGACUUAGCUCCGGUUUCUGAAUCCAUGCGUCGGCAAAGCAUUGCGACUACCGGGCGAUCUGCGCGCAGCGUCAGUCCUCGGGCUAUGGCUGGGAUUGGCCGUGCAAAUUCACAAUUUGGUAUGCCGCUGGAUGACGUUAGGAGGGGCCGCACGGAGGGUCGCAGGAGUUUUUUCCAGGAGGGUGUUAAUCCUCCGCCUGCGCCUGUAUCUGCACCUGCUGCACCUGCACCUGCGCCUGCGCCUUUGGAUACAAAUUCUUGA